UUGUCUGUUUGAAGCAAAGGUGAAUGUUGCAAUGAGCAAGCUUGAAAUAGCAUUGGAGUAGCCAUGAAGUCUGCAGAGUCAAUCAGUGAGGAUAUCUGCAGAGAGGCGGCCUGGCCUCUGUUUCCUGGAGGCACCCUCUGUUUGGGAGGUGUUAACUGGCACCUGAUUGCUUGCUGUCUGGAGUUCUCCUGUUUUUGAGUGCUGGACACAGAAUCUUAUUUGAAAAUGCAGGAAUGCUGGGCCAUUCACACCUGCUUCAAGCAGACAAGGGUUCUUUCUCCCACCCUGGACAUUAUUCCACAGGGAUAGAGACACUCCACUUGCUUCAUUGUCCAACAGAACCUCUGAAGAUCCUGAUGUUUGCAUUUCUGGGUGUUUCCAUUUUCAACAUGACCCAUGAAGGGAAAGGGGGAAAUCGUGGAGGUAAAGAAAGUUUCUCGCCUUCAUCCUUGAUCUUUUGCUUCUUUCUUAACCAGGGAAAUGAGGAUUCUAUGGAGCCACCCUUGGAUGCAGCAAUGAAAUCAAUAAUAUAGGAAGAAGAACUUCUCUCUAGGUGAGGGUCUUGCUGAAAUCUUGACCUCACAUACAGAUAAGGAAGCGGGGGAAAAGACUGAAACAUCUGUAUUGCAAUCAAACACCCAUAUCAUGGCUGACAUGAAGGAAAAAGCAUUUAUAUGCCUGGAAUGUGGGAAGAGUUUCACUCAAGGCGGUAGUCUACGAUCACAUGUAAGGAUUCACACUGGGGAGAAACCCUAUAGAUGCCUGGAGUGUGGAAAGAGCUUCUCUGAGAGUUCAGUUCUACAUAGACAUCAAAGCACUCACAGUGGGAACAAACCUUAUACAUGCCUGGAGUGUGGGCAGAGCUUCACUACAAGUGGAAAUCUAUAUAACCACCAAAGGAUUCACACUGGGGAGAAACCCUAUACAUGCCUGGAGUGUGGAAAGAGCUUCACUAUAAGUAGAAAUCUACGUUCACAUCAAAGGAUUCACACUGGGGAGAAACCCUAUACUUGCCUGGAGUGUGGGAAGAGCUUCACUCAGAGUGGAAAUCUACAUAAACACCAAAUAAUUCACACUGGGGAGAAACCCUAUAAAUGCCUGGAGUGUGGGCAGAGCUUCACUCAGAGUGGAAGUCUACGUUCCCAUCAAAGGAUUCACAUUGGGGAGAAACCCUAUAAAUGCCUGGAGUGUGGGCAGAGCUUCACUCAGAGUGGAAGUCUACGUUCCCAUCAAAGGACUCACACUGGGGAGAAACCCUGUACAUGCCUGGAGUGUGGAAAGAGUUUCACCGGCAGUGGAAGAAUAUGUUCACAUCAAAGGAUUCACACUGGGGAGAAAACCUAUAAAUGCCUGGAGUGUGGAAAGAACUUUGCUCGGAGUUCAGAUCUACGUAGACAUCAAAGGACUCACACUGGGGAGAAACCCUAUACAUGCCUGGAGUGUGGGCAGAGCUUCACUCAAAGUGGAAGUCUACGUUCCCAUCAAAGGACUCACACUGGGGAGAAACCCUAUACAUGCCUAGACUGUGGAAAGAGCUUCACUAAUCAUUCAGGUCUACUCUCACACCAAAGGACUCACACUGGGGAGAAACCCUAUACAUGCCUGGAGUGUGGACAGACCUUCACUAAAAGUGGAAGUCUACAUAGACACAAAAGGAUUCACACUGGGGACAAACCCUAUACAUGCCUGGAGUGUGGAAAGAGCUUUGCUCAGAGUUCAGAUCUACGUUCACAUCGAAGGAUUCACACUGGGGACAAACCCUAUACAUGCCUGGAGUGUGGAAAGAGCUUUGUUUGGAGUUCAGAUCUACGUUCACAUCAAAGGAUUCACACUGGGGAGAAACCCUAUACAUGCCUGGAGUGUGGAAAGAGCUUCACUCACAGUGGCAGUCUACGUUCUCAUCGAAGGAUUCACACUGGGGAGAAACUCUAUGCACGCCUGGAGUGUGGGCAGACCUUUACUAAGAGUGGAAGUCUACAUAGACGCAGAAUCCACACUGGAGAGAACAGUGGUGUUUGACCCCAAAGAGAGUUUCCCAGAUAGAGCUUUCCAGAGUUUUCAUGUUGGUGAAACACUUUUUAGACAUGCAUCCUUUUGUGACACAGUAAUUUAGUUGAACUAGCAAACCAGAUGUUAAACAACCUCAUAUGAGAUAUUCAAUAUAAUACUAUAUUAUGUAAUACUAGCUGUACCCAGGCACAUGUUGCUGUGGCCCAUUUUGGAGAAAUGGGAAAGAAAGAAAAGAGGAAGAGCUGGUUUCCAAGCUAUCAAUAUACAACGGAAGUGACAGGGGAAGGGAAAGGAAAGGAAGGAAAGGGAGUGGGUGGACCUGGAGGAGGGUGUCCUCUCUCUCUCUCCCUCUCCGAAUCCUUUGGGAAGAGAGAGGCAGGGGGUAGCAAGAGGGAUAUAUGGGCCACCUUUCCCUCCCUCUCUCAUGUUGCCUCUCUCUCAGCUGUUGGUUUUUCCCCCCUCGUGCAGGAGGAAGGGGCGGGGGAGGGUGUUCUUUUAACGUAUCCUCUGUAUAGUAAUUUAAGUUUUUGGGGUGUAAAGUUCUUUCCUGUUAAUUUUUUUAUUUUUUUGAAUGAAGGACAUACAUUGCUUUAGUUGGUGUCUUGUGUCCAAAUUUGGUGUCAGUUUGUCCAGUAGUUUUUGAGUUCUGUUAAUCCCACAAACAAACAUUACAUUUUUACUUAUAUAAAUAUAAUAAUAUAGAGAGAGGCCAUUUGACAUGAGAUAUAGCUUUUCUCCUAGAGCUGUAAGCAUACAGAACUCUGUGGUUUCGCAUUGAUGUUGCAUUUGGGGCUGGGUGGUGGUGGUUGGGGUGUGGAGGGACAAGUGUGUUGGUUUUGUGAUGUGUGCUGAGGAAAGCAUAGUGAUAGUGAAAGGAAUGUACUAAUUGGCAAGCCGAGGGAGGGCCAGACACUCUUUGAUAGGAAAAAGCAAAUCAAUCAACAUCUCCACCUGGAAGGGAGGAUAAGGCGGUCUGAAAGAUUAAGAGAAAAAAGGGGUCAGGGAGAGGUUUCCCAAGGGAAACAGAAUGCUUUUGCUAUGGUUUUCUGAAUAAAUAUAAGGCCUGUGAAUCUAUACUCUUCAAUGAGUUCAACGUUUGGUUUUCAUGUGUAACCACGCCUUUUGUUUCAUGCUUGGUAUCCAUGCCUUCAUGUUCAUGCUAAUGUUCCUGUGUACUUCUGCCCAAGAUUCAUGUUCAUGCUGAGAUUCUUGUAUGUGGUUGGCCCUGGUUUCAAGCUCCUGCAUUGGGAUUUAAUAGUUCAAGUUUGCUGCUGUUUCUUCAAGGGACUUUGGUCUUUGCAACCUUUUGGAACUGAAAUACUCUUAACUCCUGUGGACUUGUUGAUUGGAAUAUUGCGACCCUCCUGGUUCCUGACUGAUAAUUGACUGUCGUAUUUUGCUUUGCUCAACUGACUGUUUUGUGGACAUUUCUAUAUUACUUGUUUGAAUGUUUUUUUUUAACCUUUUCUGGCUGUUGCUAUAUUAAUCCUCAAUAA
Messenger RNA from Anolis sagrei ordinatus, 3506 nucleotides. The record is from RefSeq and is a predicted model, not a curated record. NCBI's taxonomy places the organism in Eukaryota, Metazoa, Chordata, Lepidosauria, Squamata, Anolidae.